Pseudonaja textilis is the source of this 1524-nucleotide messenger RNA. The record is from RefSeq and is a predicted model, not a curated record. NCBI's taxonomy places the organism in Eukaryota, Metazoa, Chordata, Lepidosauria, Squamata, Elapidae.
UUACUCACUAUUCAAUGUGGUUGUUAGUGAGUUGGGCUCACUGUUGCUCUUUAGUAAAGUCCAGCCUAGCAGAUAGUGAUAAUUUACAUGAUUGGCUGAAGAAACUUACUCUUCUAAUUCCAGAGACUGCAGUUCGCCAUGAAUCUUGUAAUGGUCUCUAUAAAUUAUCGCUGUCGGGGUUGGAUGGAGGAGAUUCCAUAAAUAGGUCUUUCCUGCUGCUAGCUGCCUCAACACUGCUUAAAUUUCUUCCUGAUGCGCAGGCACUGAAACCUAUUAAGAUUGAGGAUUAUGAAGAAGAACCCAUUUUACAGCCUGGCUGUAAAGAAUAUUUCUGGUUGCUAUGCAAACUAAUAGAUAAUAUACAUGUAAAAGAUGCUAGUCAGACAACUUUACUUGAUUUAGAUGCCUUAGCAAGACAUUUGGCUGAUUGUAUUCGAAGCAGAGAAAUUCUUGAUCAUCAAGAUGGUAAUACUGAAGAUGAUGGCCUUACAGGUCUCCUACGUUUAGCAACAAGUGUUAUCAAACAUAAACCACCUUUUAAAUUUUCCCGAGAGGGGCAGGAAUUCUUGAGAGAUAUUUUUAACCUUCUGUUCUUAUUGCCAAGUCUAAAAGAUCGACAACAGCCAAAAUGCAAGUCACAUUCUUCAAGGGCUGCUGCUUAUGAUUUAUUGGUAGAAAUGGUAAAAGGUUCUGUAGAAAACUACAGGCUCCUCCAUAACUGGGUUAUGGCACAACAUAUGCAGUCUUCUCAUGCACCUUAUAAAUGGGAUUAUUGGCCACAUGAUGAUGUUAGAGCUGAAUGCAGGUUUGUGGGAUUAACCAACCUUGGAGCGACUUGUUACUUGGCAUCAACCAUUCAACAAUUAUAUAUGAUUCCAGAAGCCAGACAAGCCAUUUUUACUGCAAAGUAUUCUGAGGACAUGAAACACAAGACUACUCUUUUAGAACUUCAGAAAAUGUUCACACAUUUAAUGGAAAGUGAAUGCAAGGCAUAUAAUCCAAGGCCAUUCUGCAAAACCUACACCAUGGAUAAACAGCCACUAAAUACUGGUGAACAAAAGGACAUGACAGAAUUUUUUACAGAUCUUAUAACAAAAAUUGAGGAAAUGUCUCCAGAAUUGAAGAAUACUGUGAAAAGCUUGUUUGGAGGUAUUAUCACAAACAAUGUUGUUUCUCUGGACUGUGAACAUGUUAGCCAAACUGCUGAAGAAUUUUAUACAGUAAGAUGUCAAGUAGCAGAUAUGAAGAAUAUUUAUGAAUCUCUUGAUGAAGUUACUAUUAAAGAUACCCUAGAAGGUGAUAACAUGUAUACUUGUUCACACUGCGGGAAGAAAGUACGGGCCGAAAAAAGGGCAUGUUUUAAGAAACUACCUCGAAUCUUAAGCUUUAAUACAAUGAGAUAUACUUUUAACAUGGUUACUAUGAUGAAGGAAAAGGUCAAUACACACUUCUCAUUUCCUUUACGUUUGGAUAUGACCCCUUAUACUGAAGAUUUUCUCAUGGGAAAAAAUGACAGAAAAGAAG